Molecule: messenger RNA, 1122 nt
Organism: Syzygium oleosum
Lineage: Eukaryota; Viridiplantae; Streptophyta; Magnoliopsida; Myrtales; Myrtaceae
Product: protein CANDIDATE G-PROTEIN COUPLED RECEPTOR 7-like
Exons: 2
Coding region: 1-1122 (373 amino acids)
Biological process (GO): transport
Cellular component (GO): membrane; Golgi apparatus
Source: RefSeq, a predicted model, not a curated record
AUGCCGUCUCUCAUUUCCCAUUCCGAUGCCGAUAUCAAAACCCAACGUCUAACUUCUGAUCCUUGUCCGAUCAUCCUUCUUGAUAAGUUCACCUUCACACACUUCAGCCGAGUUACAAUCUCCGUUUCUGAUGUCUCUUUCACUAGUUCAUUACUCUGUCCAAAUCCUUCUUGUUUGGACUUUUUCCUUCUCUCGGAGGAAGUUGGGAUCCAAGCCGUCCUCCAAGCCAGACAAAACCCUAAUUUCUGCAUCCUCGAUUCGUGCCACAUCCUCGUUCUCGACACCUUCCACGACUUGUCUCCGCCACCACACAGCUUCUUUAACAGAGCUUAUCGUGUUACUUGUCCCAGUGGAUACUCCCUGUUCUUUGCCAACUGCGAUCUGGUGGCCCGUGUAUCCAUGAAGGUCCACACUGAAUUGUACAAUCUCGAUCUUGGCGGCUCCAAGACUUACCUCUCGCCUGGACAAUCGAAGCUAAUUCCACUAUUCUUCGAGUUCUCUCUUGCUUACUUCUUCGUCUUAGUUCUCUGGGACUAUUACUGCUUUUGCCACAAGGAAUUCACGAAUCGGGUCCAUCACUUGAUCAUCGGACUAAUUGCCACGAAAACACUGAGUCUCAUCUGUGCCGGGCUGGAUAAGUAUUCCGUUAAACUUACUGGGACACCUCACGGUUGGGAAAUCUUAAUUCGAAGUUGCUCUAGUGAUGUCAUCAUUUAUCAUCACGUCAAUGAUCAUAAUCGGAUUCUUGUUCUUCAAGAAGUUCUUGCCAGAGAAGGAGGCCAAGUCACUUGGCCCAACGUUUCGUUGGUGCUGGCUUUGCUGGACAUGAUCUGCACGUGUACCAUCCUCGUUACCGCGGGGAGGUCUAUUUGGUUGCUGAAGGAGGUUCCAAAGACUGACGAGAAGGCGGCGAUAAGAUUGGCAAAGAUUAAAAAGUUUGCCUUGUUCUACGUCUUGGCAAUCGGUUAUUUUUAUGUCGUGCCGAUGGUAGCACUCGCUUUGAGGAUCUUCAGGUACGAGUGGGUGAGCAACGCGGUGGAGGACGGUGCGAAUCUGACGAUAUAUGUGGUCACGCUUUGUAUGUUUAGGCCGGUCAAUGAUUACACUAUUCUUCGCGCAUAG